Oenanthe melanoleuca is the source of this 400-nucleotide messenger RNA. RefSeq lists its product as uncharacterized. The record is from RefSeq and is a predicted model, not a curated record. Bases 1 to 144 code for a protein of 47 amino acids. NCBI's taxonomy places the organism in Eukaryota, Metazoa, Chordata, Aves, Passeriformes, Muscicapidae. The transcript has a single exon.
AUGAAGAAAACUACCUGGAAUAGAAAGAACUUUCUGCUUGUAGCAGGACUGUCACUUAUAGGUGUCCAUUUGGGAAGCAUGGUUGUAAACUAUGUUGCAAAAAAGUCUGCUCAAUCUCAAUCAGAAGCUAAGAGAUCAUCCUGAAUGAAAUAGCUUCCUGCUGUCACUAUUUAUCAGUUUUGUAACAUGAUUAAAGCCUUGUUUUAAGAGCUCUGUCAUGAGUAGUUUCAGGAAUGUUAUAUAUACUGUUUCACACUGAAAAUAAUAAUCCUUACCAGCAAAGAAUUAAAAUGUACUACUCUUAAAAGUGCAAUGAAUUAUUGAUCCAAGUAAAAAUGAAAUGUUUUGUUGGCUAGAAUUAAAACCUUACCUUCAAAAUGUCUCGCCUUGAAGCUAAAAA